Molecule: messenger RNA, 691 nt
Organism: Eimeria necatrix
Lineage: Eukaryota; Apicomplexa; Conoidasida; Eucoccidiorida; Eimeriidae
Product: 26S proteasome non-ATPase regulatory subunit 4, putative
Exons: 5
Biological process (GO): proteasome-mediated ubiquitin-dependent protein catabolic process
Cellular component (GO): cytosol; proteasome regulatory particle, base subcomplex; nucleus
Molecular function (GO): polyubiquitin modification-dependent protein binding
Source: RefSeq, a predicted model, not a curated record
GGCCCGCGUGGCGGUGGCGCCGACUUCGGAGUUCGGGCGAAUUCAUUCGGCCUUCCACCAAAUCGCGGCGAAGGGCGACGCGGACUUCGUGCGGGGCAUUUUGGUGGCGCAACUCGCGCUCAAACACAGAAUCAACAAGACGCAGCGGCAGCGGAUUCUGCUCUUCGUGGGGAGUCCAGUGGUGGCAAGUGAGAAGCAGCUGGUGCAGCUGGGGCGUCAGCUGAAGAAGAACAACAUAGCUUUAGAUAUUGUGUGUCUCGCGAAUGUGGAGGAGAACAGAGCCAAGUUGACGGCGAUGCAUGCAGCAGUCAACAGCAACGACACGAGCCGGUUCGUGGAGUACCCGGCGGGCAGCAGCAGCUUGCUGAGCGACGUGAUGGUCUCGGCAAUGCUGCUGCACGACCCGGAAGCAGCAGCAGCAGCAGCAGCAGCAGCAGGCGACGGCGCUGUGAACGAGUUCGGAGUCGACCCCAACGUCGACCCCGACCUUUACAUGGUGCUGCGCAUGUCUUUGGAGGAGGCGCGGCAGCAGCAGCAGCAGCAGCAGCAGCAGGGAGCAGCAGCAGCAGCAGCAGCAGCAGCAACCGCCGCGCCAGCGGGACAGCCCGCACCCGCCGCAGGUACGGCAGCAGCAGCAGCAGCAAAAGCAGCAGCAGCAGCGUCAGGUGCUGUUGCUGCCGCUGCAGUUUAG